Messenger RNA from Rhopilema esculentum, 709 nucleotides. RefSeq names its product transmembrane emp24 domain-containing protein 4. Lineage: Eukaryota; Metazoa; Cnidaria; Scyphozoa; Rhizostomeae; Rhizostomatidae. The record is from RefSeq and is a predicted model, not a curated record.
GGUUUGACAGGAAGAAGACCUAUGAAGAAGACUUUAUCGCUUGCGUAAAGCAGCAAAUGAGCAUGUAAAUAUGGCCUCUUCGUGGUUGUUUCUUUUGCUUGGGAUCGAAUUAAUUGCGUUUACAACUGCUUUCUUUUUCGAACUGUCAGAUAGAAGCCAUGUCGAAAGAUGCUUCCACGAGGAAUAUGAUUCAGGCAUGACAAUUGCUGGUACAUACAGAAUUCAGGAUCAUGAAGAUGGAAAUGAAAAUUUUAUACCAGGCUCAGUUCAGUUGAGGGUUAUCGAUCCUGACAGGCAUGAUAUGCUACAAAAAGAAUAUAAAGGAGAAGGAACUUUUGCAUUUGCAACCAGCACCUAUGGAAUUUAUGAAAUAUGCUUUAUGAAGCAUCCGUCUACACCCCAUGGUAAAACGCGUGUUUACCUUCAUUACGAUAUCAAAAAUGAAGAUCAAUCAGAAUUAGAAGGUGGAAUGAAUGGAAACAGUACUUCUUUGGAACGCCUUGUUUCUUCUCUUGGUGAACAGUAUGAAAAUGUUCUCUAUAUGUAUCACAAAUUUAAGAAGAGAGAAAAGAAAUUCAGGGAUCUAAGCCAAACAACCAACAAUCGAAUUAUUUGGUGGGCCGUGUUUCAAGUUAUUGUUCUUAUUCUCACUGCAGCGUGGCAACUCAGACAUUUAACAAGAUUUUUUGUAUUGAAGAAAAUAGUUUGA